GACUGGCAGGGGAACCAUAGAAACAAAACACAAGAAACUUGCGCUCAAAUCAGACACCACGAUCAGAGCAUGGAGCUCCCCUCAUUUUCCUGUAUCUGUGAGCUGUGUGACUGUGGGCGCCACAAACAUCACAAAGACUGCAAGAGACAGCAAGGUGUCCAGCGCAGAGAGAUAAAGGGUGACUGUUUCAUCUCCCACUACAAGGCAACUUUCAAGGCACCAAGGAAUGCUGCUGCCCGGAGCAGUAAGAGACCACAGCGAACACCAGCGUAUGCCAACUUACCUCCAAUGAAUUUGGUCACAACUCAGCAAGCUGAAUUCAUACCACGACCGCUUGAGGGAAGGGCAAAGCCAUUUGUUCCUCCAAAGGGUUAUUACCAGAGCCCAGAGGAACCUCUAUUGAGCAAAACACUCUACAGUCUGCAGUAUACUCCAAAAGAAGCAGAGAGGACUAAGGGUGCCCGGCCUAAAGACAAUCUGCAUGUUUUGCCCCAAUCCAGUACUAACCAUACCACCACAACUAAAGCCGAGUACAAAGAAUGGAAGUCAGAGCGCCAGCCUCAGUUUGGGGAGCUACCAGAUCUUGCAGGGUCACUGCUCUUUCCUGGUGAUACAAAUGAGAUGAAAACAACAACCCAAGACCAUUAUGUGGAAAAGAAGACAAGGCGAGUGAACCCAGUAAAAGCUGCUCAGUGUCAUCUAGUCAUGGAAGGGAAACAUCAUAUGGAAACUACCCAUCAGUCCACAUAUCAUCCCCUGCCAUUGGAGAAAGGAACAGUACUUAGGAACCCUGUAAUACAGAAAGUAACCAAACGACCACAAAUAGAAGUAACAACCAAAUAUCAGAGUGACUUCCCAACACCACACUGCCUGCCACAACAAACCAGAGCAGCCUUGCCACCCCCAGAUAACCUCAGUGUAAAUACCCACCUUAGAAAUGACUUUAAGACUGUUCAGAGAGAGACAUUCCCUGGUUGGAACCCUCUGCUGCACCCACGUCCAGAACCAGCCCAGUUGAAGGAGGAGCUUACUGCUAUGGACCGGGAGAGGGGGGGGCAAGUUGAUGGAGACACAGUAACCAAGCUUGCAUUUUCCACUCCAGCGUGGCUUCCCAGAGAGCCCAUUCGACGUCCACGUUCUGUUCUUAAACCCCUAAAUGCCACAUUUGAUGGUUCCACACACAACAAGUCUGUGUACAAAAACUGGGUGGUGCAACCACACUGGCGGCAUGGAGACCCUCGAGAUGGCAUUUCAUUGAGGCCUAUGGUCAAGUUCGAAAGCGAGACAACAACUGGAAGCACAUUUGUGCCCAAAAAAGGAGAGAUGGUCAGAAUCUGCAAACCUAAGAAGGACAAUUUAGAGUUAACAGGCGAAAGUGACUUCAACACAGUUCACAGGGAGACCUACAGGAUGCCCCAACGUCCUCAGUGUCGACUCCAGAUUUACCUCCAACAGCAGAAGGGAAAUACAUCUCUAGAGGACAAAGAGAACCCAUAAAGGACUAGACACUAGAGAAGGUCCUACACUACACAUAGUACAUUGCCUGCUUUAAUCAUCCAGUAACUGAAAUACAUUUGCAUUGUAACCUCUACAAAGUUCUUUAUAAAGUAUGAGUGGUUAAUGGCAAGGAAAACUUUUGCAGAUACAAAUGAUAAUCCACACUGAUAUCAAAUCUUUGUUGGGAACACUGUAUUGUUCACAGUUAAGUGUUUUAUUGUGCCCACUGUCUUUGUUAAAAACAAAUAAAGAUUUGGAGCUAUAGAA
Molecule: messenger RNA, 1764 nt
Organism: Xenopus laevis (African clawed frog)
Lineage: Eukaryota; Metazoa; Chordata; Amphibia; Anura; Pipidae
Product: stabilizer of axonemal microtubules 1
Exons: 10
Coding region: 70-1497 (475 amino acids)
Source: RefSeq, a predicted model, not a curated record